Messenger RNA from Chlorocebus sabaeus (green monkey), 1794 nucleotides. NCBI's taxonomy places the organism in Eukaryota, Metazoa, Chordata, Mammalia, Primates, Cercopithecidae. The record is from RefSeq and is a predicted model, not a curated record.
AUGGCGGGCGGGGGCUCGGAAGUGCUCACCCUGCACCAGCACUUUGCCGGCUUCGUGGGCGCGCGACUGCGGAACCAGCAGGACGCUGCGCUGGGCCGAGCAACUGAUGCCAAGGAGUCGCCGGGAGAGCUGUGCCUGGAUGGUCUGUACCGUACGGGCCGGACGCUGUACGGCCAGGAUACCUACACGCCAUGACUCAUCCUCAUGGAUCUGAAGGGUAGUUUGAGCUCCCUAAAGGGGAAGUGGUGACUCUAGGACAAACAGUUGGAUGCUGCAAUAGCAUGGUGUGCAGGGAAGCCUACCACACACAAAGAGGAACUCUGUCCCAAGAACCCUAUUCUGUGACUUUUGAGCAGAGGUGAGGGCUCUUUGAGUAGUGAUGGUGUUUGGAGGGUCAAAUCCAUUCCCAAUGGCAAAGGUACAUUUCCUCUGCUUGUCUUCAGGUUCCCACCACUCACCACCGCCAUAACUCAACCACUUAUCCUCACAGAGGCCAGCAUCAGGGUCUGGUCAGACUUCCUCAGAGUCCAUCUCCAUCCCCGGAGCAUCUGUAUGAUUCAGAAGUACAACCAUGUGGGACUCAGAGGUCGGGUUGGAAGCUUUGGCCAAGGGGAAAGUGUCCUAAAGGAACGGCAAUUAGAAGAGCUGGAGGACAGGCUGCAUCUACGUGAGGAAUGUGACUACUUGCAGGUAGCGGCGUGGCAACGGCUUCCUGUGAUCCUGUGUGACCUGCACGAUGGCUUCUCUGGGGUAGGCGCGAAGGCGGCAGAGCUGCUACAAGAUGAAUAUUCAGGCGGAAUAAUAACGGGCCUGCUACCUGGUCUCUACCAUCGGGGUGAGAAGGCCCAGAGAAACAUCUAUCGUCUAUUAAACAGCUUUGGUCUCAGACACCUGACUGCUCACAGCUCUCCUGCCUGUCCCUGUCGCUGGGUGGGAGCUGGCCCGCGACCUGAGCCACCUGUCAACUUCCCCUUACCUGCAUUAAUGGCUGGUCUCGGUGCUCGCUCUGACUGCAGCAGGCUGCCAUCCCACAGCCCUGACACAGUCACUGUUCCUUAUCGCCUGUGUUCCUCUCCAGUUUCCAUGGUUCAUCUGGCUGACAUGCUGAGCUUCUGUGGGAAAAAGGUGGUGACAGCAGGAGCAACCAUUCCUUUCCCCUUGGCUCCAGGCCACGCUUCCUGAUUCCCUGAUGCAGCUCUGGGAGGAGCCACCCCAUGGACCCACUGUCUGCAUGUGGGGAGUUCUCUGAACACGCUGCUUGCCCAGUCAGUGGUGCUAGGAGCAGAUAGAGCAUGCCACACGAGCCAGCUCACCCCAGGGACACCUCCACCCUCCUCCCUUCACGCACAACCAUCAAAGAAGCCCUGGCCCAGCAUUUACAAAUUUCUUCCCUAUCUGCUGACUCCCUGCAGGGUGGCUCCUCCUUACCCACACCUCUUCUCAAGCUGCAGUCCACAGGGCAUGGUUCUGGAUGGUUCCCAAGGAGCAGGUAGCAGUGAGCAUCCAGUGUUUGGGGCACUGUGUUCCUCGCCCCUGUACCAGACUGAAGCCUUGGCCAGAGACCCUACCAAACUCGACUUGCGUUGGGCCAGCUUCUAUGGGAUGCUGGAGGAGCACGAUGACGCAGCAGAGCUCUGCAGAGCCAGGCAAAGCCUGGCCCAGUGCUACCAGGGUGGUGACAGCUCGUGGACUAAAGUUCCCAGCGUGGAGAGGAGCCAGAUGGCAGAGCCCCUGGGCUCCUACUCCAUCCUCCAGCCUUUGUCCUCAUUCCUGGGCUCCUCUCCCGGUCUGUAA